Molecule: messenger RNA, 3824 nt
Organism: Anguilla rostrata (American eel)
Lineage: Eukaryota; Metazoa; Chordata; Actinopteri; Anguilliformes; Anguillidae
Gene: samd14
Product: sterile alpha motif domain containing 14
Exons: 11
Coding region: 534-1811 (425 amino acids)
Biological process (GO): calcium-mediated signaling; actin filament organization; neuron projection development
Cellular component (GO): cytoplasm; actin cytoskeleton; postsynaptic density
Molecular function (GO): actin filament binding
Source: RefSeq, a predicted model, not a curated record
UGCACGGGGGGCAGGCUGCUGCUUUAAAAGCUGUAGCCUGCCGACGGUCAUCAGUGCAGGGCUGGGAUUAGACCUCUGCGACUGCACGCCUCUGCCUCCGUCUCACUCUCCUCCUCCCUCUCUUUCUCCUUUACUCUCUCUCUCUCUCUCUCACUCGCUUGCUUUCUCUCUCUCCCUUGCUUUCUCUCUCUCCCUUGCUCUCUCUCUCUCUCGCUCUCUCCCUCUCUCUCUCUCUCCCUCACUCACUUGCUUACUGUCUCUCCCUCUCUCGCUCUGUCUCUCCUUUGCUCACUUUCUCUCUCUCUCUCUCUCUCUCUCUCUCUCUCUCUCUCCUCCCUGUCCUUGGGUGAGCUCCCUGGCAGUGCUCGUCUGCCGCUGUGGGAUCGGCGAGCCGGGUUUUAGCCCAGCGGAUACGCCCGAGCGCGCUCCGUCUCCGGGAUACCGAGCGGCGGCGGGGGGGGAGAGCCAUGCCGUCCUGCCGCGCGGUCUGAGCGCCGCCGCGGCGCAGCCCAGCCGUGAGAGUCCACCGCACGAUGUCUGUCUCACAGCCAGACGAGACUGAGCAUGUGUUUGAUCUGAACGAAGCCAUUCCUGAGACUGAACUACUGGACAGCAGUCUUCAAAAGGCCCGGGCGCAGCUGUCCGUCAAAGCGAGAAGGCACCGCCCAUCUCGCUCGCGGCUCCGCGACAGCGUCAGCUCCACAGAGGGAGAGGAGAGUCUGGAAAGAAAGUCACUAGACAGCUAUGGCAGCCCUCUGCACAGCGCCCGCUCUCCCCUCCACUCGACCCUGCGGGGAUCCUCGCCCUCCCCGGACUCUCUGCUCUCCUCCUCGCCCGUGCCGAGGGGCCCCGCCUUCGCCUUCGACGCCGCCCUGGUGCGCCGCGCCCCGGGGGAGGGCGAGGCGGCGUCGCCCGCGCCCAAAGGACGCUACAAACAGCUCACCAACACCUCGUCCCAGGAGGCCCUGUGCUCCAGCCCGACCAGCUCCCCGUCGAAGUCCUGCCCGAGCUCCGACGGCUCGCCGCUCUACGCCCGCCAGGAGCGCCGCCCCGAGGGCGAAGGUCAGGACGACGCCCAUGACAGAAGCCUGGUAGAGCCAGACAGCCCAACGGUCAUCCUGGAUAAGAAGACUAAGAGGAGAUUCCUUGAUCUGGGGGUCACCCUACGACGCUCUUAUGGAAAAGUCCGGAAGGAGAAGUCCAACAGGCUAUCAGUGGGAAACCGGGAGCCCUCGGAGAGCCCGUCCCGGUCCUCGGGGCCCCCCUUCGUGCCUUUCUCCUGGUUCAGCGACAGCGCCCGGGGCUCCGCCUCCUCCUGCAGCACCGCUUCCUUCUCCCCGAAGGGGGCCUCCCAGAGCCACAGCCCCCGCAAGUCCAGCUCCCAGGACUCCACUCUCAGUGAUGAGGUCUGCCCCCGGAGCCCUCGCGUGUCCAGCGGGUCAGUGGAAGAGUCCCGGUCCUCGCACCCGUACAAGACCCUGUCCCAGUCUUCAGACGAACUCCUGGACGAGCCCCUGUGCUUGGUGUCGACCUGGAGCACGCAGCAGGUGUGCCAGUGGCUGAAGGGCUUGAAUAUGGAGCAGUACAUCCCAGAAUUCACUGCCAGAGACAUCGACGGGGAGCAGCUGCUGCAGAUGGACGGGAGUAAGCUGAAGGGCCUGGGUGUGAGCAACUCAUCAGACCGCAGCGCUCUGAAACGCCGCCUGAAGGACAUGCACGCCGCCGCCGAGAAGGAGCGCAAGGCCCAGGAGAAGCUGGAGAAACAGAAGGAGAAGCAGCGCAAGAAAGAGCAGGAGCAGCGCAAGAGCUAGAAAGGCCACUAGAGGGCUACACACACACACACACACACAUACAUACAUAUAUACAUACAUACAUACAUGCACACACACACACACACACACACACACACGCACACGUACACACAAACGCAAAGCUAUUUAGUGGUAUGAACUCCAAACUACACAGCUCUUAAAAUAUUGCAGGAAUAUUUCUAUUGAUUAUUCAUUACAUUUAAAUAUAUUUGUCCAUCUUAGGGUAUACUUUUUAUAGACCCCUAAAAUACAGCAGAAGGAGCUUUAAUGUAGCGCAUUAAGGUUUGACCUUGCCCAGAGGUAGGAAUACGCACUCUUUAUUGGAAGGAAAAGUGGUGACGCAGGCUGAAUCUGGAUGAACUGUGACUUAUACUACUGUAUGCUGUAUUUUCUGUAUGCCUUCCUGUCCCAGCUGCCUUGGCUGAGUUUGGUCGCAGAUUUAAAGGCUUUACGAUAGUCUGACACUAAACAAAAACUCUAAAGAUUUCUGCCCUAGGCCUAAGCAUAUCUCACAAACAUGUCACACAACUAUAGACAAAAGAAUCCAUCUCUUCCUCUCUUGGGAUCCAUCUAUUUUUUUUUUCUUCUUUAUUUCUGUACCACGAACAGAGGAAAAAUAAAACUCAGUAGAAUUCUUUGCUAUUAUUAUUAUUUUUUUGUUACUUUCUUUAAUUACCACUAAUUUCAAAAUAUAAUAAUAGUAUACCAUAUUAUAGAAAGCCACUCUCUGCCAGAGUGUCAAGUUAGCUGUUAACGGCCUUUGUAAAUCUGGAGAUUACCUUUUGCCUUUUUACCUUAAAAGAUGUCCUCCUUGGCUUGAGGUUGUUGUUAAGCAACCAACAUGGUGACCUUAGCUCUUCUGUAAAUUCCUUCCGUGAGACUGGCCCAAAUAUUCAGAUUCAAUAUCUAGAUGACAGAAGAAGUCGUUGAAUGUUGGUAAAACAUGAAUACUUGACUUACUGUGAACUGGGUAUCCCCCUCCAAUUAAUGAAAGUUUACAAGGCAGUCAUGAAGUGAAUGUGUCAAAACAUAAAAUCCAGCAUAUAAGGAAUAUAUUUGAAUAUAUCUCAGAAUAUAUCAAGCUGUAGAUUCCAUUUCACAUGAAAUUACGCUUUUUAUGGUAAGGACUGUAUUGCAAAAUUCUUCCAAGCUUGUGAAAUAGAUUCUACAAUUUAUGCAUGGAAUUGUGUGGUUGAAUUUGAAAUUAUCUUUUAUAUAUUUUGAAAUAUUUUUAAAAAUAUUCCUCAUAUUUCGGAUUUAAUACUUUGCCAUGUACUGUUACUAUCGAGGUCACACAUAUAUGAGCUGUACUGUAUAAGAGAUGACACUUUUUAAUUGAAGAAUGUUCCUAAAUGUAUUUGUUUAUGAAGAACAUAGUGUGAUUGUUUUUCUUGGCUGUUGUCAAUGUUGUUGUGUUUCAAGUUGAAGUACUGUAUAGUGCAAAGAAUGCAUGUUGGUCUCCAACAGAAUGAAACGUUGGAAAGAAUUUUCUCUUUUUCUCUCCCAAUUCCCAACAUGUAGCAGUGACAGAAAUGUGUAAGAAAGAUGCAUUGCUGUUUUGAAUUGAUUUACUUGUUUAAUUAUCAAUUUGUAUUGCUGUCAUUAUAUUACAGUCCUAUAAUUUAUUUUUCCUUUGGGCAAAUUCAUAACAUGACAUGACAUACAAAUGACAAAAGUGUUAUGAGAAUGUCAAUUGAUCAUAUUAAAGUUUAAUAGGCCUUACAGGGCCUCAAUGCUGCAAGUCUCUGAUUAAACAGGAAUUUUUAAUGUUAUUAAAACAACAAUAAUAAAUGUAAACCACAACUAAAGAUACAUUUGCCCAUGGCUUUGUUUAAUGCACAGCUCCCAUUGUACACUAUUUUAAACCAUCUUCUUUUCUGCAGGAUUGUCUUUGUGCACUUGUAUGAACAAAGACCAAUUUAACUUUGCCAAGUUUUGUGUCGUGAAUUAAUUUCUCCUGCCUUUGUUUAAUUUGUACAAUAUGUGAAUGCUCAUUAAAACUCUGACAAAAUA